This is a messenger RNA of Neohortaea acidophila, 3258 nucleotides long. RefSeq names its product acyl-CoA N-acyltransferase. Lineage: Eukaryota; Fungi; Ascomycota; Dothideomycetes; Mycosphaerellales; Teratosphaeriaceae. The record is from RefSeq and is a predicted model, not a curated record. The transcript has 4 exons. Gene Ontology annotation, biological process: regulation of DNA-templated transcription. The coding region runs from base 375 to 3143 and encodes 922 amino acids. Gene Ontology annotation, molecular function: histone acetyltransferase activity.
CCGAACGAGACGGAAGGCAGCUGAGGAAUCUGAGGCUGAAGUCGAUGAAGCAGCCGAAGAUUCUGGAGAUGAUGAUGACAGCUCGAAAUCGGCCGGUGAAGAUUGGGAAGGCGCCGACGAAGGCGUGGAUGAUGUUGAAGGGGGUAAUGCUUCAGCCAGCCACUGCGUCUUCUGCGGCCAGGACGAGGAGCAUGAUCCGGGAGAAGAAUACGAAGAGUAUUUGGCGUGCGCGGUGUGUGGCGACAAUGGUAAGUGCUUGCCUUUUGUUUAUUGUCAUUUUGUGUAAUAUCUGUGCCGUCUACCCAUUCCAAUGAUCGAGUUGCGGGCGGGGUGGAAAGGGGACAUGCAAAGUACAGCGGACGAACGAGACAAGCAUGGUUGCGCGUGUCGAUGUGAAAAAGAGAAGAGGGAAGAGGGAAGAGAUGGACAGCGAGAUAUGCACGCCGUUGGUUUCAGGGUCCAGAGCACUGACUUCCGUUCCUGCAGCUCAUCGACAAUGCGCCAGAGACGCGGGAUCGCUAGCUGCCGACGAAGAUGCAGCCGAAUGGCGGUGCGAAGACUGCGUCGCCAAUGGCCUCGAGGCCGAUUUCAAAAAUGUCCCCGGCAUGCUCUCGUCGUCUCGACGUCGCUCCUCCGCUCCCCGAAUGGCUCGCGAUCUGCUGCCCGCUGCAAGGGGUGGCAUCAAGCCCGACUCGCACUCCGUCUUCAACACUCUUAUCCUCGACGAGGAUCCCAUGGACGGCUCGCGAUCGCUUAGAAAGCGAAAGACGCCUUCGGCCGAUGAUGUGGACGAUGCCUCGCGUGCACCUGCGCGGAAGCGUUGGCGUGCGAGUACUGUCGACGAAGAAGAGGAAAUGCAGGAUGGUGUCCCGCCUGCUAUUGCCGGUCUGGAUGGAACUGUAGACGACGACGCCUCGCCGAGAUCCCGCUCGGGCCGGCCUCAACGCUACCAGAAGCGCAAGCAAGGCGCACGAAUCGUUUCGCACUCCGAUGACCCGAAAAGCCUGGUGGUCUCCAUCCCCAUCACCGUCUCACAGUGGGAUGAGGUCGAGCGAAACGUGCUGAAGAAACAAAAACGUCGCGAGCGCGAUCGCUUGCGCCGCGCAAGAAACAGCCGCCGCACCGUCACGGCCGAACCCGAAGAUUACCAGCACUUUCCCGCCGUCCAAACGACCAUGUAUGCCAAUCCCUUCUACGCCUUCCCCGAUCGCGAGACCGAUGAAACGAAGGGCAGGCCUUACGGCGGCAUUCUUACGGACGGCGAAGCAGAGACGACGCGCACUUAUCCUCAGGAUGCCGACCGACUGGCCUUCCAAGCUGCUCGCGACCAGGCGGAGCUGCAAUGGAAGGAGAAGAUGGCACAGGCAAACGGAGAGACUCCGGCUCGAUCCAAAUCGGCAGGCCCGCCGAGCAAGAUCAAGUGCAUCAACUUUGGCCAGUACGAGAUCGACACCUGGCACGCCGCACCCUACCCCGAGGAGUAUAGUCGCAACAAGCACUUGUACAUCUGCGAAUUCUGCCUAAAGUACAUGAGCUCCGACUAUGUGGCGUGGCGACACAAGCUCAAAUGCUCAGCAAAGCAUCCGCCGGGCGAUGAGAUCUACCGAAACGCGGUCGUCAAUCCCGAGACUGGCGUCGAGACUACGCUGUCCUUCUUCGAGGUAGACGGGCGCCGACACCCGCUGUACUGCCAAAAUCUCUGCUUAUUGGCCAAGCUGUUCCUGGGAUCCAAGACCCUCUAUUACGAUGUCGAACCGUUCUUGUUCUACAUCAUGACCGAGAACGACGACUUUGGGUGCCACUUUGUUGGGUAUUUCUCCAAAGAGAAGCGUGGCUGUGCGCCGCUACCCGCGACACUCCAGAACCCUGUUUCCGACGACUCUCGAGACUCUCAACCGAACGGCGAUACAGCCGUCGACGCAGACGGCCUGGACUCGGUGCUCAGCAAUCCCGGCAACAAUGUCUCGUGCAUCUUGGUCUUGCCGGUUCACAUGCGACGUGGAUUCGGCAGAGUCUUGAUCGAGUUUUCGUACCUGUUGACCAAGGUCGAGGGAAAGACUGGAUCACCCGAGAAGCCAUUGUCUGACAUGGGUCUCGUCUCCUAUCGGUCGUACUGGCGCACGGUCUUAUGCACGUUACUGCUGCGAUAUCAGGAUCGAGCAGCGGGCGCGCACGUGGGAGAACAAGAAAUAUCUAUUGUGCAGAUUGCUCGAGAGACCGGGAUGACGCCCGACGACAUCAUUUCGACCCUGGAGGCCUUGCGAUUUCUGGUCAAAGAUCCCAUCACGGAGCAGUACGCACUUCGACUCGACUAUGAGUAUAUGCGAGAAUACGUGGAGAAGCAUGAAAAGAAGGCCACCAUCACCCUCGACCCCGCACGGCUCUGCUGGACGCCGUAUGUCAUGUGCAAGCCAACCAACCUCCUUACUCUGGGUGAAGAAGCUGCGCAGCCGCUGCAGACUGUCGCGCCUCGCGAAGAAGGAGCGGCCUUCACCGUUGGGCACGAUCACGGCGCCGAGCAGAUGCGAGAGGGCCGAGGCAACAGCUCCGCUCACAGCGAGGAUGUGCAUGUGGAGAGCACAGAGACCGGUGACGAGCUGCAAUUGAACAGCGUGGCAUCCCAGGUCCGCAAGACAUCACUCAUGCCUCCCUCACUGACGCCGCAACCCUCCUUCGCCGAGAAGCUGCACGACACAUCCCGCAAACAAUCGCCUCGCAAGACGCCAAAUGGAAUGCAGAAUACCACGCGAGAAGGGAGUCCGAUCUCGUCGUCUUACUAUUCAGGCUCACAGCCUACUUCCGCCGGUCCUGUGCCUCCUACUCGAUACGAAGUGUGGCCUCCUCUUCGAGGCAUGGUAUCAACCACGAAGCGACGCCCCGGCCGACCGAGCAGACGCAGGGGUAAUAGCGGCCAGUACGGCACGCCUGCGCGACGCUCUACGCCGCGGGUUUAUAGCCCUAGCACGGCAGGAAGACCGACCAUCACUCGUCGGACCGGCGAAGCGGCAGUCGAUGAGGAGGACGAGGGGGAUGGGGCAGAGGAGGAGGAGGAGGAGGAAGGAGAAGAGGAAGACGAUGAUGGUGGUGAUGACGACGACGACGAUGAUGCAGAGUUGGAUGCCCCGGGGGAAGAUGACGAUUAGUAGCCGGACGUACGUAGCAGGGGAAGCUUGAAUUCUUAACACUCGUGUCGCUCGCCGCAGGGCCGUCGGAAGGUUCGUGCACUAGGUAGCUUCCCUCCCAUGGAUAAGUCGAAAU